CUGUUAGUAUUGUGAAAGUUUUAUACAUAUUUUAUUAAAAUUGGAAAAAAUGACUCGGAUUUUUUUGGUGUAGUUACAUUAUGUUAUACUGGAUUUUUCGCUAACUGAUUGCCUGCUUCAGUUUAUUCCAGUAAAACAGAAUACUGAAAUAGGCUUUCAGAUAGCUAUAUAUAAACAUGGUACUUAAAAUAACAUUACAUGUUGCAAAGACCAUCUACAAAUCUUUAGUGGAAAUAAUAUCAAAGAAAAUAUAGAAAGAACAGAGAUGGGACGAUAAUUACUGAUAUUGGAUCUAUCGCCUUCUUUAUUGAAAGGGUUAACCCUGGCAAGUUUUAAACGUUCAGGAAAAAUACCUUGAUGGAUAGAUGCUUUGGAAAUUUUUUUACACUGGUAAAGAAGGAGUUUUUUUAUUGCUGAUAUUGAAGAUUUUUAACAUCAUUAUUGGAAAGAAAUUUUCAGCAUCAGCAAACAUAGUAUACAUUAAAUUUGAGGCUUUAUUUACGUUAUUUAUAUAAAGCAAGAACAAUAGAGGUCCCAAAAACGAACCUUAGGGAACGCUAUAUGAAAUGAUUAGAAACUUAAUUCAUUAUCAUUAUUAUUGAAACUAAACUGUUUACGGUUACAUAAACAAUUUUUGAACCAUUUCAUAAUUUUGCUAUUUAUUCUAUUGUAUUUUAGCUGUUGUAGCAAAAUUUCAAAAUAGACAGUAUCAUAAACACUUCCGAUUGGUCAAUCAAAACAUCUAUUUAGAAUUUUCAAAAGAAUUGAGAGUUCACGUAUUAAUUGGAUAGUUUAUUAAUUAUUUUAUGAAAAUGUGGAGAAGAUAGAGAUAGGCUAUAAUUAAUGAUAUUUGUUUGAUCACCUUCUUUUAAAAUGGGUUUAGCGAUUUUUAAUUGUUGAGGAAAAACUUUCUUGGUGGAUAAAAACUUCUUGCUUCAUAAACUUUAAAAAUCUUUUAAGUGUUCAAAACAUCCUACAACAAUAUUGCUGUUUAUGCCAUCUGUUCCACGUGUUAACAUAAAAAAUUGAUAACGAUAAAGUAAUUACGAUGGGAAUGCUUCGAGAACUCAUGUCAAUACAAGGAGAUACAAUUUUCAAAUGCUUUAAGGAAAGUUUGGUCAGUGUCCUGGAAAAAGUUGAGAACUUAGCCAAAGACAUUGAAGAAAUAAAACGUGGGCUUACUUUUGUUGGUGAUCAAAUUGAGACAAAAGUAAGCAAGGUUGAUAGUAAAAUGGCAGAAAUUAAAGAAACUAUUGUGGGUAUUAAAUCAUUCCACAGAAAAUUAAGCAGCGAUUCGAUUGAAAAUAAAAGAAAAACUGUCGAUCUUGAGGAUCGAAACCGACGUAACAAUUUAAGAAUUGUUGGAAUCAAAGAAGAAAACAACGAAUCUUUUAAUGAUGUUGUAAAAAAAGCAAACCUACUAAUUAAAGAAGACCUUGAAAUUGCGGGUCCAGUUAUUAUAGAAAGAGCGCAUCGUGUCGGUAAGUUUAGUGGAAAGCCUAGAACUAUUGUCUUCAAAAUAUAAAACUGGCAGGACAAGGAAAACAUCUUAUUCAACGCUCGUAAACUCAAGGGGAAAUAUAUAUAUAUUAACGAAGACUAUAGUGAUGAAACAAUGCAAAUUCGUAAAGAACUUUUUGUACAAGCUAAAAUACAUCGUGGUAACGGAAAAUACGCGAAAGUCAUUUACAAUCGAUUAGUGGUAAGAGAUAUGAUAAACGAGAACGAAGGUGUUGAAAGCAA
This is a messenger RNA of Hydra vulgaris (swiftwater hydra), 1743 nucleotides long. The record is from RefSeq and is a predicted model, not a curated record. NCBI's taxonomy places the organism in Eukaryota, Metazoa, Cnidaria, Hydrozoa, Anthoathecata, Hydridae.